AUGGUUGGAAGUGUCCCUGUCCUGCUUAUACCAAAGAUGUCUAUACUGGCGAAGAUAGCUGAAAUAGAGGCCGAGAUGGCUCGGACUCAGAAAAAUAAAGCGACUAUGGGGCAUCUAGGCAUGUUGAAAGCACGUAUCGCGAAACUGCGUAGAGAGCUCAUAACACCGAAAGGUGGAGGUGGUGGUGCUGGUGAGGGAUUUGAUGUUGCCAAGACAGGUGAUGCUCGAAUUGGGUUUGUUGGUAAGCAUUUCUCACAAUUAGAUGGCUUUUGGGUUGCUUGA
Enterobius vermicularis (human pinworm) is the source of this 282-nucleotide messenger RNA. The record is from the annotation of a GenBank genome assembly. NCBI's taxonomy places the organism in Eukaryota, Metazoa, Nematoda, Chromadorea, Rhabditida, Oxyuridae.